GACGGGCCCAAUACAGAUCAAUCCAUUCUCACACAGACAAUCGCAACACGUAAAUGAACUAUUCAAUGUCACCGUAUUAGUACAUGUUUCCAAUUCGAAUGUGCAUUCCAAUACACAACACACAAUUCUUUUAUUCUUCUUCUUCUUUCGGGUACGGUACAUCUCGCGCAGUGUGCGAUGUAUGUUAUUGUAGCACUCUAUUAGUUUCGGCAGAUCUGUCUGUUGCGAUAGACUCUCUUAUAUCGAGCGAAAGAAAUAACAUUCAUUUAGUGGAUUGAGAUUGAAUGCUCAACAGCAAAGACAAAGAAUAGAAUGUAAAGUUUAGUUUAGUAAACAAUAGAAAUUAAAAAAAAAGAACAAACGGAUAGAAAAAUUAAUAACGAAAACGCUUUAAGUGCAUCCAAGAAUUGUGUGUGCGGUUUCAAAUGUUAACCGCAUCCAAUGGAAUUCAGCGUAGAACAAAAUUAUUAACGAAUUGAAAUCGAAAACUGAAACAAGGUAGUGCUACUGCAUUUAAAGCCACGUGCACGCAACAUGGACAUGGAGAAUUUAACGGUGACAAGAUGCAAACCAUUCCGUGGAUUUUUGGAAAUCUACGGUCAUAAGAAGCCGGAAUUAUUGGAUCAUUUGGAUUCGGAAAUUGCUGCUUAUCAGCCGCACACGAAGAAAAAGAUUGCCCUUCAUCCGGGCGAUCUGCACCCGAAUUUGGAAUUUGACACCGUUUAUUUGGCAUUGAGUGUGGGCAAAAAUAAAUACCAUCGAUGUACGGUGCUUGAAAAACGAGCCCACAACAAAGUCACCAUCGAACUGAUCGACUAUGGCAUCGAGUACGAUGUGGAUGCAAGCCUUUUGCUUGAACUGGAUUUGAUGAAUCAAAAGGGUGUUUUUUUGCGUGAUUUCCCGCCGAUCGCUACAAAAUACAUAUUGGCCAACUUUUUCUGCCUUUGGAAACUCAAUGAACUGAUUAUCAUCGAGUCACUGCUGAAAAAUUCAGUAUUGCCCAUCACGAAUGAACAAACGGAUCGUGAGCAUCGUUACAUAUCAUUGAGCUGCAACGGAAUUGAUUUGGCGACAAAAUUGAUCAAUUCACAAGUUGGCAUGGAGAUUUCAUUCACCGAGCAACGAAUCGAAGUGCGCAAAUUAACGCAACGUUUCGAUGCGUUUGCAAAUAGUGCGGCCACAGCAAAUGGGGCCGGAUCACCGGCACGGCGUGAGAAACGUCGAAAUCUUGUGGCAACUCGGCCAUUGCAAGCGCCCGCUAAUAAUAAUAGCAUCACCAUCACAAAUCAUGGCAAGCAGCUGAUUCAAAGUUACAUAGCACCGAAAACGAUGCGUGCAAGCUUCCAACCGGACACAUAUCCAACCGAUGUCGUCCCAUUGCCUCCACCCACCGGUCGAAUGCCGGCGUUUACAGCGAACGAAUUGCCGCCAAAUCUGUAUCACCCGGUUUAUGUUUCAUACAUUGAAAAUGGUCCAAACGAAUUUUACAUCCAGUUGAAGAGCCAAGAGCAUGUGUUGGAUCGCUUGUCAUCGGAUCUGUCAAGUGCGCCACGUGUUCAACUCAUGUCAAAAAUGCCUAUCAACAUGACGUGCAUUGGUAUGGCCUGUAUCGCACGAUUUUCCGAAGACCAGAGUCUAUAUCGUGCGGUAAUCCACAAAGUGCACACAAACGGUUGUCGUGUCAUUUUUGUUGACUUUGGCAACUCCGAGCUGGUGCCACUUUCCGAAUUAUAUGAAAUUCCAUCACAUUUCCUCGAACACAAAACAUUUGCAAUGCCGUUCGAAUUGCAUGGAUGCAAAGAGCUCGGUCCGAUCGAUGAUCAUUUGAAAAAGUCUUUCAGCGAUUUGGUGACAAAUGCUACCCUCGAUCUUAAAGUCAUUCCCACGACAAAGUCUACGGCACAGCAAUGCGAGCUGUUCCUACCGAACGGACAUAAUGUACUGCAUCAGUUGAUGGAAAAGAAAAUAGAACUGAGCUCAUUCCCGAAUCCACCACAUCUGAAGGACGGUGACAUUGUCUGUAUACGUUCCGCAGUAACAGCCAAGAAAUUUUUUGUGCAACGUGUCAAGGAUAUGCCAGCCUUUGAUCGUAUGAUGGAUGCAUUGCUAGCGCAUUGUCAUGGUGCCCAUCAAAUGGUUACGUUGCCAGCGAAAGAUGCGUGCUGCGCGGCUAUGGUCAACGGCGAUACGACCGAAUGGUAUCGUGUUAUCGUUACAAAUCAAGUGGAUCGUGAACAUGUUCAAGUCUAUGUGGUCGACUAUGGCCAUGAGAUGAAGUGUCAUUUGUCGAAUUUGCGUGAAAUAACACCAUAUUUCUUUGAACUACCACGCCAAGCCAUCGAAUGCUGCUUGACUGCGUUCGAAGAAAUCGUCGAUCUGCCGGAAUCAACGCGCGAAAAAAUUGAAUUGUUCAUCGAUGACCCGAGCGGUGAACCAAUCGAGUAUAGGGUAUCGAUGCAUCGUUCAUCUUCGAAUUCGGUGUAUGUUGUUGAUUUGACCAAUGAUGCCAAGGAGAUCAGUGUGUCACUUUCGGUGUACAAAUUAGCGAUGCCGCGCCGUAAUUUUGGUAACAAAGCACCAUCAAAACCAACGACGGAGAUUGAAAAGCCACUGAGAGCCACCUCCACCGCCGCCGUCGUCGCACCAAUGAAUCGAGGCGCCAACAAUUGGCCAAAUGUGCGUGAGAUCGAUGGAGCUGAAACGCAAGAGCGAUACAAUGAAGCGAUUGAACGACAAAAUGAACGAUUUGGCAAGCGAAAUCAAAAUAUGGUGGAACGAUUUGAACAGGCCAAACCCAGAAGCGAUAAUCUAACCAAAUCACCGAUGAACAAUGGCGCCACGAGAAAUUAUGGAAAUCGACCCGAGUAUGACAAUCGUCGCAAUGGUGACAUGAAUAAGAAUCUCGAUAAGAAUGAUAAUUGGGAAAGCUGUGGGCUUGCAGAAUCAUCGAGUAUUCAUAGCACUGAUUCGACAAGUAAAUCACCGGAAAAGAUCAAUAAUAAUAACAACAACAACCACAAUAAGCCAUCGAUCCCGACUAUAACAACGGAAGAUUUUGUCGGCUUCAAUCCUACGCUACCGGAUUCGAUACCCAUUCCACUCAACUCAAUAACAAAGGUGAACGUCGUUGAGUGGCAUUCACCAUUGGAAUUUUACGUGCAACUCAAAUCGAUGGACAGUAAAUGCGAUGACAUGAUGUACCAAAUUCAAAAGUACUAUCGAAAACGUGCACCAAUCCAGCAUAAAGUGGCGGUAGGUUCAUUGGUUCUUGUGCGCCACAAAGCGGAUAAUGUCAUCAAACGAGCCAAAGUCAUCGAAUAUAAUGAACAACGUGACAAGUAUCGUGUUCAGUUCAUCGAUUACGGUGCCAAAGUCGUAUGUCAAUUGUCCAAUAUGUACGAAUUGGAGAAAUCAUUCAUCAAACUGCCGGCGAUGGCCAUUUGUUGUACAUUUGGUAAUGUGAUUUUGAAUAAACCAGUGUUGGAAGUCCACGAAAAAGUACAUCCGUACAUUGAUGGCAUCGAUGAAUUUGAAUGCACUGUUGUCGCUAACGUGCAUGACAAACUCACUAUUGAGUUGAUCGCAAAUGGUAUAAACUUGAAGGAUCUUUUGAUGCGCGAUCAAUUUUUAACCAAUUUACCCAAAGAUAUUUGUUUGGAGCGUUUAGUAGGCCAAACACUCACCGUAUUCAUCACUGCAGCCACGGAUCUGUCCCGUUUCCAUGCAAUGUUUUACGGCUGUGAUAUUGCAUUCAUGUGCAGCUACAAAGACUUAAGCUUAGUUAAGAAGAACCCACAAUUAAAUGAGCAAUUCCGAGCGUACGAGAAAAAAUACGUCCAAAUCAAGGUGGAAUCAAUCGAUUCUGAUAAUAUCUUGAAGACGUCUAUUUAUCUGCCACACUUGGAUGAUGACGAAGAUGUACCUGACAUUUGCAACUUCCCAAUCUAUAGCGAUGAAUUCGAUGGAUUUGUUCCAUACGUUGAACCACCCUAUACCGUUUAUAUCCAGAGCAAACGCUUCGAACUUUCAGCAAGUGAUUUGCUGGAUCAACUCUAUGCUGCUUAUGAAAGCGAUGCAUCACAAAAACUAGCGUUAAAUUUCAAGCAGACUUAUGCUGCAUUGUCAGCAGAUGGCAACGUUUACCGUUGCCAAAUCGAGCAAAUAAAUGCGGAUAACACGGUGGCUGUCCGCUGGAUUGACUAUGGAAACAAAGAAGUUGUUGAAAAGUCAGCAGUAAAGGCUUUGCCCGAGCAAUUCAAAGCCCCAAUAAGCGCUUUGGCCCAAAAAAUGUUUGUUCCAAUCAAAUUGCUUGCUGAAAAUAUUUCAUUGCUUGACUUGGAUUGGGCUACUGAAAAGAAAGUGAAGAUUCUUGGUACGCAUCAAUCAAACUUCAUUUGUGAACUAAUGUCAAACGGUAGCAGUAUGAUUGCCGCAUUGGAAAAAGAAGGAGCAGCAACGAAGUUGAAUGUUGAACAGUUCAAAGAAUUGUUUGAAGUCACUGAAAAGCAACAUCAAUGGAAUGUGCUAGAGCAAUCCGUUCAAGAAGAACAGCAACCAACAUCGACACAAGCCCAACAAUCGGUUCAAAAAGAUGUAGAGCCACAAAAACAAAUCGAAGUAUCGCAGCAUCCGAUACAAAGUAAUGCAGUAGAAGAACCGGUACAAGCAGAACAGUCCACUUUAGAACAGGAACCAAUUGCCGAAGAAAACAAGUCGGUGAAUGAACGCAUCGCAGAAUCGGUUCAAUCAAAGUUCGUUCAAAGGGAACUCAUUUUUGUCACUCACGUCGAUCAUCCGAAUCGAUUCUACAUUCAACUGAAUUCGGACACUGAUGAGCUCGAGUCGUUUCAACAAACACUGCAAAUUGUCGGUCCACAGUUGCCGCCAUUGAACAGUUUCCGUGCUGGUGUAUUAUGCAUUGGAAAGUAUACCUUCGAUGAUCAAUGGUAUCGAGCCCGGAUUAUUGACAGCGAUAGUGAAAUAACAUCCAUUCAAUUCGUUGAUUACGGUAACACCGAUUCGAUCACCGACAAUUCACUGCUCAAAUCAAUCACUGACAACUCAUUGAUCGCAAGAGAACCAUUUGCAAUGGCAUGCUCUUUGCCAAUCGCACCGCAUGGAUCAAACGAAUGGACCGAAGCGGCUUGCAACAAACUUCGUAUGCUGACCAACGAUUCACCGAUGGAGUUUGAGCUAGUGAGCAAAGAUAAAGACGUGAACUAUGUGAAACUGUUUUUCGUGGGUGGACGCGAUUUGGUGAAGGAAAUGAUUCAAGAAGAAGUGGCAGAUCCAUUGGAAAUCAUCAAAACGGGUGAAACGUGCUUUGUGUCACACAUCAAUUCGCUGGGUGACUUUUUCAUUCAGGUCGAUUCUGACACAGAAGUGCUUCGAAAAAUCGAGCAACACCUGGCCAGUGACAAUGAUUCGGUGGUGUUGACGUCACCAACGGUUGGCACAAUUUGCAGUGCACUAUUCGAUGAUGGUGCAUGGUAUCGUGCUCGCAUCUUAAAUAUUUUACCCGAUUCAAAGUAUGAUGUGGAAUUCCUCGACUAUGGCAACACGUUCCAAACGACGGAAGUGCGAUCAUUGAGCCCGGAAAUAACACAAUUACCUCAUUUGCGAAAGCGAUGCUACUUGAAAUUGCCCGACGAUGUCGAAAACUGGAGCGACGAAGCCGAACGAAAGUUCCGCGAAAUUUCUGGCGAAGGUGCAUCUGAAUUUAAUGUGAAUCUGAUCAAACCGGGCAAAAAGGCAUGCAUUGAAUUAUGGUUGGGUGACCAAAAUCAAUCGUCUGUCUUGGGUGAGAUGUGCGAAAAGAGACGCAUGCCAGUGAUAACGGAAGAUGAACACGAUGGUACGCCAAAAGAAGUCACUUCACCGCAACAGCACUCAAUCAAUGUUAGCGAUUUUCCAAGUGGCAAACAUGCAUGUUGUCUUACACACGCCAAUUCAAUUUCCGAUUUUUACAUACAAUUCUACUCGAAGUCAGAAGAUCUGACUGCUAUUCAAACGGAACUUGCAAACGCCAAAGAGUAUGAAGCUCUCGAACCAACCAAUGUUCCAGUCGGAACAAUAGUUGCCGCACUCUACCCGGAAGAUGACUACUUCUACCGCGCAAAGGUGCUUGAACACACACCAAACGGAACCGUUGUUAUGUUCAUCGAUUAUGGCAACACAAGUACGAUUACAGAAAUACGAAUGCUAUCCAGCAUUUUGAGCACGAUUGUUCCAUUAGCAGCACAUUGCACGUUGGCGAAUGAUCAAUUGAAACAGUUCACACCCAGCGAUGUCGCCGGAUUCAUGAAUUUCAUGUUGGAAGUGCCAGAGCCGACAUUCCAAGUUGAAGCAAUAAGCACAACGGGCACCAAAACCACAGUCAAGUUCUUUCGAGAUGAUUGUGACAUUCUCGAAUUUAUUCAAAGUGUCGGAUCACACAUUGACCCCGCCGCUACGAGCGUUCUAUCAGACAUCAUCGAACAAUCGAUCAACAGCACCGCCGAAUGAACGAUUUACACAAAAUAUAUGCAAAAGCAAUGAUAAAUUUUCAAUAUAUUUAGAAUAUUGUCGAAAUCAAUAAGAAAAACCAUUCAAAGUUCGAUAUUUUUUACACUUUUUCAAAAGAAUUAAACAUAUUUACAAGAAUAACAAAAGCAAAAAAAAUCUGACGAAUGUCAUUGAUGAGGAAAAAAUGCAAUGUUCAUUUUAUUUAUUGAAACAAGGAAAACAAACAAAAAAACAACGAAUGAAUCGUUAAAAAAUAUAAAUUAUAUUGAAAAACAA
Sitodiplosis mosellana (orange wheat blossom midge) is the source of this 6780-nucleotide messenger RNA. It is a transcript of the gene tud, whose product is annotated as maternal protein tudor. The record is from RefSeq and is a predicted model, not a curated record. Bases 535 to 6504 code for a protein of 1989 amino acids. NCBI's taxonomy places the organism in Eukaryota, Metazoa, Arthropoda, Insecta, Diptera, Cecidomyiidae. The transcript is spliced from 11 exons.